This is a messenger RNA of Phoenix dactylifera (date palm), 1056 nucleotides long. NCBI's taxonomy places the organism in Eukaryota, Viridiplantae, Streptophyta, Magnoliopsida, Arecales, Arecaceae. The record is from RefSeq and is a predicted model, not a curated record.
CGAGCAUUAUUGCUGGAAUGGAAACCCUAGUCGCUAUGUAGAUUUUUCCCUUGGAAUCUCCCUUCUUUUCCAUCUCCACCACUCCCCCCAUUCUCCUCUUCAUAGCUGCUCUUCAUCUCGUCUUCCUUCUUCUACCAGUGCUUCUAAUGGAUUUGGUUUCUCCCACUGAGCAUUUAUGCUACGUCCGUUGCACCUACUGCAACACUGUUCUUGCGGUAAUCUCUUCAGUUCACAAACAUGGAGACCAGCCCAUGAAGUUCUUAGAUACAUCUACGGAUGAAAGAAAGCCAUCGAACUUCAUCUACUAUAUGUGAUUAGUUUUAUUGUGUACACCCUUGAAGCUCAUUUCUCCUAUGAAAUUUUUAGAGUUGUAUUUAUGAAAGGUAGGGGUGCCAUGCAAACGGCUUAUGGACACAGUGACUGUGAAAUGUGGCCAUUGUAAUCAUCUCUCCUUCCUUAGCCCCAGACCCAUGAUGCAAUCCCUUUGCCCCGCUGACCACCAGAUGACAUUUCAGGGUUCCUGCAGCGACUGUAGGAGGGUUCAGCCUUCGCUACCGUCUUCAUCGACGUCAAGCGAACAAUUGAUCCCCAAAGCACCAUUUGUUGUGAAACCUCCGGAGAAGAAACACCGACUUCCUUCAGCUUACAAUCGCUUCAUGAAGGAGGAAAUACAGCGUAUAAAAUCUGCCAAACCUGACAUUCCUCAUCGAGAAGCAUUUAGCAUGGCUGCAAAGAAUUGGGCUAAGUGCGACCCACGCUGCUCGACAAGUGUUUCAACCUCUGAUAACAUUGGAGCAGUGAGAACAGUUGCCCUUCCACUUGAAAGAGAAGGCCUUACAGUGGAACGUUUUGAUGUUUUCGAGCAACUGGAGCACAAAGACUAGGUUCCUAAGCUCUUUAGAUUACCUAAUCAACACAUCAAACCUUUUGUCUUGCUUGAAUUGAUGUGUUUUAUGGUGUAUGUUUUUUGAUGGAAAUCUUCCCUAUGUUAUAUGAAACGCUGGCAUAGUAGUAUGCAGUAAUUGAUGUUAUGAGUUGGAACCCAUAUUGAUGUUU